AUGGGCUCCAUCGCAUCGGUGCUGCAAUGGCAUUGUCAGUCAUGUGGUCAGAUCAAUCCAACAGAGAGUGUGAAAUGUUUAAAAUGUGGUACAAAGAGAAUUUCGAGUCAUGACAGUGGAUCACAAAAACAUUAUUUUACGGGAGAUUCUUCAUCAGAAUACGCUUCUCGCACAGAAAAAAGUGGUGGUACAACUCCUGGCUCAGAAGCAAUCGUAAUACCGACAACAAAUAACUUCAAUAGCGGAUGGUCGUGCGUGGGCUCUGCGCCGCUGGCCCGGCGCGCGUGGCGCUGCGGCUGCGGGCUGCGCAACGUUUCUGCAGCCUGGCGCUGCACCGCCUGCGAUGCACUCGCCCCUCACGCGCCCGUCUACAGACUCUCUGAUGACGAGGAUCAAACAUCAGGGAUGAUGGACAAGGAUAAAUUGGCUCAAGAUAACACUAUGAUAAAAUCCAACACCCUGGCAGUUCCCUCGUAUAAACCCUCAUCGAGCUACGCUGAUGGACGACGCCUUAACCUUGACCUUCAAUCCCUGCGUCUAUCGCCAACUCAGUUAACGGAUCAAGCGCACGGUGUAACGAGGUCCCUAUCGCAUGGAUCGGUGAUCAAUUCCCAGCAGAAGUGGUGGAACCUGGAAGAGACCAGGGGUACUAUCAACAGACCAACAAGUCUAAUGGUGUCUGAGAGAUACGGUUUCAACACUGCACAGUACAACCCUCGGGAGUCUUUCCUGCGGAGUCUCCAUUCUGUAACUAGGAAACCGAAGAAGUGUAACGAAAGUAAAUCUAACUGGGAAUUGAAUUACAUUAAGGAAUAUCAGAGGGAGCAGAGUAGAGCGUUGUACCUUAAGAAGUGGGCGUGCACUAAGUGCACUCUCGAAAAUUCUGGGAUCAGAACACAUUGUGAGGCUUGUUUAUCACCAAGGGUGUCUCCUUUGUCUAGAAUUUCCAACACAAGAGGCUUAAGUGUAACCACUCUUGGUAGACACGAGACCGCCAGCAGGAGGGAUGGUGCCACAUCGCUUCCAACAUCAGGCGGUGUUAUGAUAACAGUGCCCGACUGGCCCCAAACUGGGAGUGCCAGAUUAAGGGAACCAUUCCAAAGGUCGGUCUCCGCACAAAACUCCCCGGAAAUUCGACCAACUUACAGACGUUCUUUUUCGGAACAGACUGAAAACCGACCAGUUGGCAAAGUUAUUUCCAGCAGAAGGAGUUUGAGCGAUUAUCACAAGUCCAUGGAGAAUCACAACGUAACUGGUUCGAAAGGUGAGCAAAAAGAGAAUGCGGUGGAGAAGAAGAUAGACGAAGGAAACCUGGAGUUGAUUGAUAAAGAAUGUAGUUGGGACACCAAUGCGGAAGGAGUAAUUUAUGCUUUACCUAACAAAGGGAAGUAUAAAGAUUUAAAUCUCCAACUCCAAGUGAAUAACAAUGGAACUAAAUAUUCAUAUGUUUCAGUUCAGGACACUAAGAUUGUUAUGAGCAAUUCUCAAAAUGAGGCUUUGUAUUCCAACGAUAUCAGCGAUGGAGAUUACGCCAGGAUCGAUGAAUUGUUGGGAACUGAGAAUUGUAUAUCUCCAAUAACUGAGAAUAAUAUAAGGACGUCACAUAUUACUUCAGCAAAAGAAACAAAUGCUAAGGUGUUCAAUAUGCUGCCAUCUGUUGGUAAAGUGUCGCACAAUCCGCGGGAGCAGUCUAAAGUGCCUUCUACACAGCAGCAAUCUACUGCUCGCAUGUGGCAGUGUGGGGAGUGCUGGUAUGCGUACAAUGCGUGGGGCGCGCGCUGUGAAAUGUGCCGCAGUGCGAGGCCGCCGCAUGCGGUGACGCUCGCCGGCGCCGCUGAUCGCGACCGAGACCGAGACCGGGACCGAGACCGCGAAAGAGAACGGGAGCAGCGCGCCAGACCCGCCGUAUCAUCAGAAGCGAGCGGCACAAAACAGGAAGCGAAUCGAAACGACCAACCCAAGAAGUUGCAGGUACCAAUCGCCUCGUUGGACCACGACCUGAACAGCGAUGAGUUGUUAUUUGCAGUGGUGUCGGGUGCGGAGGCGGGCGGCGCGGCGGGCUCGUGGGCGUGCGCGCGCUGCACGCUGCUCAACGAGCCGGCCGCCGCCGCCUGCGCCGCCUGCGCCGCCUCGCGCGCCGCGCAGCCCGCACCCACCGCCCACUGGUCGUGCAGUUCAUGUACGCUGCGCAACCCCAUGUCGGCCAGCCUGUGCCUGGCCUGCAAGACUCCGCCCGUGCCCAAACAUGGCGUGCCCAGUUCCUCCUCUGCAGACAUCAACCAUGGAUCCAGUGGUCGUAGUCCAUCACCAAGACGCAGCUCCCGCCAUACUCCUGCACUACCACGUCGCGGUUCCAGGCACAAAACCCCUCCACCCGAACCCAAGUGGGAGUCGGGCGAGUGGGCGUGCUCGGAGUGCACGUACGCGAACGGCGCGUGCGCGCUGGCGUGCGACAUGUGCCACGCGCCGCGCACGCGCCUGCUGCCGCCCGCGCCGCACCAGCCCGCCGCCGACGACGACGACUCGCCGGAAGGCUCAGAUUCGGAGCGAGAAAGUACUCCAGUGGAAAUCCUGCGGCUAAGAGAGGAGAGUCAUGCUUGGACCCAGUGGCAAGAAGUGCUGGCGCAAUGUGCAGCUACCGGCGAGCCGUACGUGGACGAGUCGUUCCCGGCGGCGGCGCGCUCGCUGUACUACGACGGCGCGGGGCCGGUGGGCGGCGAGGCCGGCGCGGCGGCGCGCUGGCUGCGCCCGCACCAGAUACACGUGGACGCGGACCCGCGCCUGCCCUGGCUGGUGUUCCGCGAGCCGCGCCCCUCCGACAUCUCGCAGGGCGUGCUGGGCAACUGCUGGCUGCUGUCGGCGCUGGCCGUGCUGGCGGAGCGCAGCGCGCUGGUGCGCGGCGUGCUGGUGCGCGGCGAGCCGGCGCGUGGCGCCUACCAGCUGCGCCUGUGCAAGGACGGCCGUUGGCUCACCGUCACCGUCGACGACCUGCUGCCCUGUAACAAGAAGGGCCAGCUUGUCUACUCGCAGGCGAAGAGAAAACAGUUGUGGGUUCCAUUGAUUGAAAAAGCCGUAGCGAAACUGCACGGUUGUUACGAAGCACUCGUUUCUGGAAGAGCAAUUGAAGGGCUGUGCACGCUGACGGGCGCGCCGUGCGAGUCGGUGUCGCUGCAGGCGGGCGGCGGCGGCGCGGGCCCGCUGGAGGCGCUGGACCGCGACCUGGUGUGGGCGCAGCUGCUCUCCUCGCGCCAGGCCUGCUUCCUCAUGGGCGCCAGCUGCGGCGGCGGCAACAUGAAGGUGGAUGAGGAGGAAUACCAGCGGCUGGGUCUUCGGCCGCGGCACGCGUACUCCGUGCUGGACGUUGUGGAGCUGUGUAGCGGUGGCAGCGGUGGCAGCGGUGGCGAGCCGCUGCGGCUGCUGCGGCUGCGCAACCCGUGGGGCCACUACACGUGGCGCGGCGCGUGGGCGCACGCCUGCCCGCGCUGGACCGACGCCUUGCGGCGCGCCGUCGCCCCCCACGCUGCGCCCGACGACCGUGAUCACGGUGUCUUCUGGAUUGCGUUCGACGAUGUGCUCAAAUAUUUCGACUGUAUCGAUAUAUGCAAAGUUCGAGUUGGAUGGCACGAAGUUCGGUUGGCGGGUAUUUUGCCACCAAUGUCCUCUACACGACACCUCACGUGCCUAUUACUUACCGCCACUCAACCCACUGAAGUCGACUUUACUCUGUUUCAAGAGGGUCAAAGAAAUUCGGCAAAAAGUCAACGCUCACAGCUUGAUCUGUGCGUGGUCGUGUUCAGAACGAAGUCCGGGCCGAAUGCGCAGGUUGGGAAGUUGGUCGCUCACAGUAAAAGGCAGGUGCGCGGUUUCGUGGGGUGCCACAAGAUGCUGGAGAAGGGGUUCUACCUGGUGGUGUGCCUGGCGUUCAACCACUGGCACACGGGGCUGGAGGGCGGCGGGCGCGGCGCGUGGGGCGCGUGGCCGCGGCACGUGCUGGCCGUGCACUCCAGCAAGCCGCUGGCCGUGCGCCGGCCGCCGCUGCACGCGCACCUGCUGGCCGACGCCAUCAUCGGCCUCACGCUGGCGCGCGGCCAGCGCCACGAGGGCCGCCAGGGCAUGACCGCCUACUACCUCACCAAGGGCUGGGCAGGUCUGGUAGUGAUGGUAGAGAAUCGCCACACCGACAAAUGGAUACACGUGAAGUGUGACUGCCAAGAAAGCUACAACGUGGUGUCCACAAGAGGGGAGCUGAAGACGAUCGAUUCCGUGCCACCUUUGCACAGACAAGUGAUAAUAGUCCUUACGCAGUUGGAAGGUAGUGGCGGUUUUUCCAUAGCACAUCGUCUGACCCAUCGGCUAGCUGGUGGUGCUCGUCUACAGGACUGGGCGCCCCACUCGGACGACGAACCGCGUCAUCGCCCACCGCUGGCCCGUCGCCUCUACGGACUUCACGCGCCGCGCCUUAUCACAUAG
Messenger RNA from Parnassius mnemosyne (clouded apollo), 4470 nucleotides. The record is from the annotation of a GenBank genome assembly. NCBI's taxonomy places the organism in Eukaryota, Metazoa, Arthropoda, Insecta, Lepidoptera, Papilionidae.